Sordaria macrospora k-hell is the source of this 2070-nucleotide messenger RNA. Lineage: Eukaryota; Fungi; Ascomycota; Sordariomycetes; Sordariales; Sordariaceae. The record is from RefSeq and is a predicted model, not a curated record.
AUGUUGAUCACUGGCAUUGUUGCUGUCUUCUCUCUCUCUGUUGUCUUGUGUACCUCCACCAACGUGUCGACAUCGACAUCGAUUGUCUUUACCUGUUUUGUUUGCCUCGAGACUGCAUACACAUAUCACAAGAGCGAGGGCGGCGCUGCAACCGCCUCUCCUGACCCCAACCGGAGGAUGGAUCCGACCAUGAACCCCAUCACGAGGAGGCCGGGACCUGGACGUGGUCGUCCCAAGAAGCAGCAGAACACGGCCCAGGGACAGUCUCCCACCAGCACAGCUUCGGUCUCCGAGACGGGUACUACCGGUCCUAGUGUCACCCCGAUUCCUCCCCCGGUUGUCCCUGGUGCCCCCAGUCAGAGCACCACCGCCAUCCCCGUUCCCGUUGUUCCCGGGAUGCCCGCCCCGCCUGCUGGUAUGCAUUCUGCCGCUGCGGCGCAGGCUCAAGCUCACGCCCAGGCCCAGCAGGCCCACGCACAGCAUUUUAUCCAGGCUCAGCUUCAGGCUCAGGCUCAGGUUCACGCUCAGCAUGCUGCCCGCACCCAGCAAAACGGACGAGGCGGAAAUCAGGCUGGCGGUCAAGGCCCGGCCAACCAGCAGGGUGUCCAAGCUCAGUCUGGUGGGCAGCAGUCGGCGAAUGACGAUGAUGUGGCUGUGGACCCUAGCCUCGAGGACGGCGACGACGACCAGCACCAAAGCAAGCGACGCAAGGUGGAACAGGACCCUCUGGACGACGCGGCGGUGAUGAAUGCCUUGGCUGCUCAUAACGACCCAGCAUCAAACGCCGCCCACUUUUCGCCAGAGAUCAACUUCAACUACCUUGCGUUCUUCAAGCCCUCAAACCAAAUCGCAACUUACGCUGAACUCAACAAGCCAGCAGUCGAAAGCACCGCAUUCCUCACUCUUCACCCAACAAGACUCGCCAACGCCAACAUGUCCACCGCCGACGAGACCUCCAAGGAUGGCAAGUGGAACAACGACGCUCACACGGCCCUCUGCACCGCUCUCGCCGAGGCCCUGAUUGCUGCUGGAAGCAGUGCCGCGCAGAAGAAAGAGCUCAUCAUGGCCGUCAUGAGAGCGAGUGGCCAAAACGGAUUUACCUGGGAGUCAAUUCGAAUUCAUCGCAAAAUGCCGCGUUGGGAUGAGCAGACCCAUAUCGAUCUGAUGAUCGUCCUCUACACGGCCUUGCAGCCCAGCCUGAACAAGGAGGUUCAGGAUGCCAUCGUGGAGGCCAUGCGCAAUAAAGGCCAUCAAGACGUAGGAUGGGAUGCGCUCCGACCUCUUUCACUCCGGCAACCUCGCCUUGCAACCAAAAUGCCCAAGUGGGAGGAUAUCCGCGACGACCUGUUCCAGGCGUACAUGAUGGCCACUGGCCCAAUUACCCAGGACCAGCAGGCCUCGAUCGAGGAUUUCAUGGUCAGCCGCGGGCACGAAAUCAAAUGGAACGCGAUUAGCACUACUAACAUCUCCAACUCAACCAAGAUGUCCGCGCAGCGCAACUUGACCAGGUGGGAUCAAAAGACGCACGAGGACAUCAUGAUGGCCAUGUUCAUCCAUUUCCUCCCGACGGCGUCUGAUAUGAAGGAGAUUGUUGAGCUCCUCAAACCAAAGGGACACGCAUUCACUGAUUCCGCGCUACUCCCAAAUUCUCUGUCUUCCAAAAUGGAGGACGAGGACGAGAUGUACUACGUCCCCAGGGCUUCCCAGAAGCCUACCACCUGGGAUCACGACGCCCAUCUGACGUUGCUUCAAGCCGUCAUGGUGGAGGCUCUUCCUAACAAGACGCAGUGGGACAGGAUUCUGAAGCGCGUUUCCAGCAAGGGAUAUUUUUACACCCAGACCGCGUCUUCCCUCCACAUAUCAUUCAUCAUCAUCAUGGGAGACUCCGAUACCGAAAAGGUCUCCUCCGAGACCGGCCGCAUGUCAUGGACACAUAAUGUGGACAAGCACCUAAUCGGCUGCAUCGUCGAGGAGAUUCUUCCCGGCGAGGAGGCUUACAGGAACCUUGCCGCGCGCAUGGCAAGCCUGGGAUACACAUGCACGCCCAAGUCUGUGAAGUACGCUUGCUAA